Sphaeramia orbicularis (orbiculate cardinalfish) is the source of this 3464-nucleotide messenger RNA. RefSeq names its product actin filament associated protein 1-like 2 (gene afap1l2). Gene Ontology annotation, cellular component: cytosol. The record is from RefSeq and is a predicted model, not a curated record. Gene Ontology annotation, biological process: positive regulation of epidermal growth factor receptor signaling pathway; regulation of interleukin-6 production; inflammatory response. Lineage: Eukaryota; Metazoa; Chordata; Actinopteri; Kurtiformes; Apogonidae. Gene Ontology annotation, molecular function: SH2 domain binding; SH3 domain binding.
GAGAGCGCUGUUGUUCCGUCAAAACCCCGCAGUGUGUCCAGCCCAGUCAGUCAGUCAGUCAGUCAGUCAGUCAGUCCUUCUGUGCGUCCGUCAGUGCAUUGUUGUUCAUAUCAACAGACGCGUCAGGGCUGCAGUCGUAAACGCGCAACUUUCCGUCCCCAUCACCCGGUGUAACUUUGUGUGCAAACUUUGGGAUUGUUCGAUUUUAUGAGAAGCGGAAAGCGAAGGUGAAACUCCGAGGGAAUGGAGAAGCACAAAGUGCUGGACCAGCUCCUGAUGGAGCUCCACCGCUUCCUGCUCAUACUGGACAAGGAGACGUUGAGUGGGAAUGCCACUGUCCAGAAGGGCCUGCUCUCCGAUCUGCUCCAGUCCUACAGAACUACCAGCGGUGCAGAUGAAGAGUACAUCUACAUGAAUAAAGUCAUUGUUACGGGGAAAGACAAAGACAACAAAGAUGACAGAUCAGAUGCCCUCACAAAUGGAAAAGCAGGAAAAUUCAUCCCCGUCCCACAGAAGAGCCUUCCAGACCUGCCGCCUCCCAGAACAGGUGUGGUGGGCCGGGAGCCGUUCCCCUUACCUGCCAGCUCCAGUUCCACUCCGGCCUUUAUCGACACCUCAGAGAGUUACUAUGAGGAAGCCCAGCCCUAUGAAGAAACCGCUAACGAUGAUGGCGAAGCGGUCAGCAGUUCAUACGAGUCCUAUGAUGAGGAGGAAGUGACCAGAGGAAAGUGUCCGUCUGCUCAGCACCAGUGGCCGUCAGCAGAGGCGUCCAUAGAGCUGAUGAAGGACACCAGGAUCUGUGCUUUUCUGUGGAGGAAGAAGUGGCUGGGCCAGUGGGCUAAACAACUGUGUCUUAUAAAAGAUCAUCGCCUGCUGUGCUAUAAGAGCUCAAAGGAACAGACGCCUUUGCUGGAUGUGAGUCUCUUGGGCUGCAGCGUGGUCUACAAGGAGAAGCAGCUGAAGAGGAAAGAACACAAGCUGAAGAUCAUUCCCGUCGGAGGGGAGGCGAUCGUGUUGGGACUGCAGAGCAAAGAGCAGACAGAGCAGUGGCUGAAGGUGAUUCAGGAGAUCAGUCCGAAACCAGCAGAAAACUGUGAGACCCAGCACCCUGUCUCUGACUCCCCGAGGCUCAUCUGCACCAAGGGAGAGUUAAGCGAGAGGUUCUCCGUGGCCUCAGAGAGCGGCAGCAGCACAGACAGUCAUGCUGAAAUGCCUGAAAACAAAGAUGUGAAGAAAAAAUCCAGCGCAGGUUUGAUGUUCAGCAACCUUAUGAACAUCGGCAAGAGAAAACCCACCUCCCUCGAGAGUCCAGAGAAAUGUGUGGACACCUCAGGCUACCUAAACGUACUGGUGAACAGCCAGUGGAGGACUUGUUGGUGUCUUAUCAAGAACGGCCAGCUGUGGUUUUACCAGGACAAGGGGAAGUCCAAGGUCAGUCAGCCCGCUGUGACCUUAGAGGGCUGUAACGUGUUACCAGACCCCAGCCCCGAGCACCUCUACUCCUUCAGGAUUGAUAUGGACGGAACACAGCUGGCAACGCUAGAGGCUAAGACAUCAGCAGACAUGGGUCACUGGCUGGGCCUCCUUCUGUCCCAGACCGGGACUAAAACCGACCCAGAGGAGCUGACGUACGACUAUGUGAACGCUGAGAGAAUCUCCAGUAUCGUCAACGCAGCCAAAACCUCCCUAUACAUAUAUUACAGGAGGUAUUCAGAGGCCAACACCUACAUAGACACCCCACCCCCCAUUGCACAUAACUCUGAUGAACUGUAUGACGAUGACAUUGAAGAAACCAGUCUAGCAAACAGUGAAGAAAGCCUUCAUGAACAUAAUGACACCUCUGCACCAGAUGCUAAAGCAGCUGGUCCAGACCAGGACACAGACAACAGAAUUUACCUGGACCUCAUUCCUGUGCGCUCCUUUCUGCAUACAUCCUCGGGGGGGAAAACUCCUCCUGCCAAAGAAAUUUUAAGACAUUCCCCAGUUACCACAGAUGAAAAGGACCCUCAAUGCCAAAUUAAAGAGGUCAGUUCAACAACCCCAUCUGAGCCGGAACCAUCGCCUGAACUGAAUGGCACCGUCAAACCUGAACCAGAGCGCCCCCUGACUCCCACUGCACCACAGCAACAGAAUAAACCACUCAAGUCCUCGUCCCAAAACCAGGAGCCACCUAAGAGGACCAGUCUGGGAAUCCCUCAGGUCUUCAACUCCCCCGGUGGACAGAUCCAUAAAGGUCCGAUGAGUCCAGCGGGGCAGUGCCAGACUCCUGCUGGACGCCCUCACAGUCCACAACCCCCACGAGGGAGAAACAGUAACAGUGGAGAGAGGCCAAAGGCGUAUUCUAUAGGUUGUCCUGGAGCAGUGGAGGUAAAACUAGGCAAAAACCGCACAGAAGCCGACCUGCGGCGCUACAUCGAUGAGCGCGACCGCCUGGAGAAAGAGAGGGAGGAGGUGAGGAGCAGUCUGGCCAACCUGAAGAAGGAGAGGAGGGAGACCAAAGAGGAGCUCAGCACCUGCCAAGAUCCAAAGCAGCAGGCUUCAUUAGAAACCCGUCUGAAGCAGAAGGAGGAGGCGUGUCGGGAGGCGGAGCAUCGCAGGGUGGAGGUGGAGCUUCGGCUGGUGGAAGUAAAGGAGAGUUUAAAGAAGGUGGAGUCGGGACCUUUCACACUGGGAACCACACUGGACAGCAGCCUCCAGGACAUGAAUGUGCAACAGCCUAAAGCAGCGACUCUGCCCCCUACGCAUUCAUCAUCAUCAUCAUCUUCAUCAUCCUCCACCUCCUCCUCCUCCCAGCUCCCCAACAGUAGUGUCAGUGGAGACUCCGCCUCCCCAGUGAACUCUGCAUCAGCGCUUAAAUCCAGACCGGCCUCCAUCAUGGGCACCAAAGGCAACGUUCUGCAGAAAGCGAAGGAGUGGGAGAAAAAAAAACCCACUUAAGACCAAACCCUGCGACUUCCUGUGAACUGCAACAUUAAUGUGUUUCUCUCAGUCUGGUCAUCGAUCCAACACUUGAUAAUCAGCGAUAACUACCACAUCACAUCGGAUUUACAAACUAAGACUACAGACUCAUCCUGAUCAACUCUGCACCGAGACUAUGAAGAGCCAAUCAGAGAGAGGCGCAUGCUGUCUCCUCAAAUACCACUGGAUAACCUUACUUCAAUGACUUUGUACGUGUUUUUCUCCUUUUUACUAAAGGGAGGAAUAUGAUGCCGUAGAAUUUUAGACAAUCUAACAGUUGUUUCUGACAAUGAUACACAAUGGGAUGUUUCAGUACAAUAAACGGCAUGAAGUUUAAAGUCAAUGAAGUUUGAGACAGAAAGAGAAAAGCCCUUUUGGAUUUGUAGCUUGGUUCAUAUAUGCUGGUAGCCAAGAUGUAAAUAUAUUUACACCAUUAUUCAGCCUUUUGGCUUGUAUUGCUAGCUAAAAAUGCACUUUUUAUUCAAAUAAAAUUGUACUGACAACAA